Messenger RNA from Puccinia triticina, 972 nucleotides. RefSeq lists its product as uncharacterized. Gene Ontology annotation, cellular component: fungal-type vacuole membrane. Lineage: Eukaryota; Fungi; Basidiomycota; Pucciniomycetes; Pucciniales; Pucciniaceae. Gene Ontology annotation, biological process: basic amino acid transmembrane export from vacuole. Bases 1 to 972 code for a protein of 323 amino acids. The record is from RefSeq and is a predicted model, not a curated record. The transcript has 6 exons.
AUGUCGUUCGCAAUCGAAUCAACCUCAAGUGAGUCUAUCUCGUCGUUGAUGGGAUGGAUCAGUUUUGCUUGUUGGCUUCUCGUUUACACCCCCCAGAUCUACGAAAACUAUCUUUACAAAAGUGGAGAGGGCGUCUCAGUCUCUUUCAUAGUAAUAUGGAUGAUUGGCGAUUUGGCGAACUUAUUUGGGGCGGUCAAACAACAUUUAUUACAAACGAUGAUCAUCUUAUCGAUGUAUUACACGCUCUGUGACCUGGUCCUACUCCUCCAAAUCUUCCACUACCGUCGUUAUCACCAGCUAAAGGCAGCAAGAAAUGUCUCACUGAGCGUGGGAUCUGAAACCGGGAACGUUGGAGUCGAUCACGUGGCUUCUGAACCUGCAGAAGCAGAAACCUCCCCUCUUCUGUCUAGACACGAUGGCUCGGACCAACCGGAGAACACCAAACUAUCCUCCAAAUACUUAUCCAAUCGAGUAUAUCGCGCACUGAAAUACUGCUCCCAGGGCUUACCCAGUUACUUCGCGGUUUAUGGCGUGAUACUGUUCAUCGGCUUACUUGGCUGGUCGAUCUCUCAAAACCCCCGCUCAGACCCUCAAGAUCCUAAGACUCCACCGCCUGCUGGUGGCAGUAGUGAUGAAGUGACUGAAAUCUGGGACACGACUGCUCAGAUCAUGGGCUGGAUUAGCGCGUUCGCUUAUCUCAGCAGUCGAAUUCCGCAAAUCUUUAAGAAUCAAGUCACCAAAUGUCAUGGCUUGAGUUUGUUAUUCUUCUUAGUUGGAAUCACGGGGAACUUGACUUAUGUCGCCUCAAUCUUGACCGUAGAUCGAUCUCCAGAACACAUCUUAAUCAACCUGAGUUGGUUAAUAGGUAGCGGCGGAACGAUAUUCCUGGACCUCAUAGUACUUUACCAAUUCUGGAGCUAUCGACAUGAACGUGCGGACUCUUCCAUCAUCCCUCAAGAGGAUGCAAGCUGA